AUCCGUGUAACCAUCGAAAGCAUCGUGAACGUUCAGGCAGCUGUUAUCCUUUACGGUUCACGAUCAGUCGCUGCCACGCAUAGAUUAACAAAGUAUCUGAGUAUUGCAGUACCCGCACAUCCAAUCUCAUAUUUCCAUACGACUAUUAUAAGUACCUACAUAACCAGACGAGUUAUUGGAAUACUUUAAAUGAAGAUAUGUUUAAAUAAAACAUUCAACACAAGUCACGUCAACAACUAAAAGAAGUGCUUGAACAUAAUAUCAUAUUGGUACACUUCCAGUACGUCAUUAGUCAUUACCUAUAGAACAUUAUGCCACAUACUGGUCAAGCUGGCGUUAACCAAUUAGGUGGUGUAUUUGUCAACGGUCGCCCAUUGCCCGACUACGUCAGGAGGCGUAUAGUACAGCUAGCUCUGUUAGGUGUUCGCCCAUGUGAUAUAUCUCGACAACUUCUGGUUUCACAUGGAUGCGUGUCAAAAAUCUUAACUAGAUUUUACGAAACUGGCUCCAUACGGCCGGGCUCUAUCGGUGGUGCUGGAUUACAAAAAAAUAAGACAACACAAGGACAUUUUUCCAAAAAAAGUACCAGAUGCUGCAAACAAGAUGUAUCAAACAGGAUGGCCGGAUCUCUAAAUGCAACUCCUCCGAUACGCAACCUACCUUGGAUCCAUCCUUUGGACAUGUACUACGAACGAAUCCACCAGCACAUUCAUGAAAACGGAUCGGCGAGGGUCGCCGGCGGACCUUCAAACGGCCAACUAGCGCCGCCGGGCCCAAAGAAGCCGCACACGCCUUACACCAUCGAAGAGAUAUUGAAACCCACGGCUCCGCGGCCGCGGCCACCAUCGCCGUGUGGCCUACUCGUGGACGGAGUGUGCACGUGUGGCCUCACUGCAGGUAACGUUGUGUCAGCGGCGUUUUACGUCGACGUGCAGCAGCAGCAGCAACAAUUUAUAUGCAGUCAGCCACUGCACCGUUUUUGAAACCACUCGUAUACCUACCUACCUAUCUACCUACCUAUUUUGUUUAUUUUUAAAGAUUAUUAUUAAUUUAAUUGUAAUAUUAUUGUGUCCGUGACGAAAAAAAAUGUUUCAAAGUAAUUUUAAGCUACCUAUACACAUAAUUGUUAUUGAAUCGGUGUAUAAAGGAUUCAGGUACUAUUUAUUUGUGUGCAGUAUGUUUGUAAAUAAAGUAUAAAUUCAUUUUGGCGCUAUAGAAAUCAAAGUGAAUUCAUCUUAGUAUACAUAGAAAAAA
Messenger RNA from Myzus persicae (green peach aphid), 1254 nucleotides. RefSeq lists its product as uncharacterized. Gene Ontology annotation, molecular function: DNA-binding transcription factor activity, RNA polymerase II-specific; RNA polymerase II cis-regulatory region sequence-specific DNA binding. Gene Ontology annotation, biological process: anatomical structure development; regulation of transcription by RNA polymerase II. The transcript has 5 exons. Lineage: Eukaryota; Metazoa; Arthropoda; Insecta; Hemiptera; Aphididae. Bases 312 to 983 code for a protein of 223 amino acids. The record is from RefSeq and is a predicted model, not a curated record.